AUGUCUGAGUACAAAAUCAGCAGCGCCUACUUUUCCAGAAAAAAUAAAAUACUGCUCCUAAUAUGUGUAUUUUUUUUCUCGUGCUCGACACACAUAUUCAAAAAUGCCUUCCCCUUUUUGUUCAUGUUAACUGGGGUUCGUAACGAAAUAAACACUAAUAAGAAAACAGCGUGUCAAAUAAGCAAAUUGUUGUACUCGAAGAAAGGUUCAGAUGUAGAAUCAAUAAUUGAAGAUAACGUGGGUAUAAGCGCGAAGAAAGACAGAAAUGGAAGCCCAUGGAAAGAGCACCAUGUACCUACUAUUGGUAAUACCUACCUGAGGGAAAGAAUUUUCCUCCUGAACAAGGUCAGACAAAAUAUCACAAACAAUGGUCCAUACUCAUGUAAUGAAAAUGACGGCAAAAAUAGCAAAUCGAUAUAUCUAUAUAGUAAUAUUUUAUCUCUAAUUUAUUGUAGCUCCCUAUUGACAUAUAUUUUUAUACUUAUAUUCGAUUUGGGAAAAAAUAAUUAUUUUAUAAACAGCAUUUAUAUUGUCAAUUUGAUUUCUCAUUUUAUUAUUUUCUUAAUCUUGAGUGAUAUUCAAAGUAACAAUACCAAUUUGAAUCAUGACUUGGACAUGUUAAAAACUGUGCAAAAUAAAAAAAUGAUUCAUGUUGUUGUGAAACCUUGGGACAUAGUUAUCAACCAGUUCGAGAACUACAAUGAUGAAAUUGAAACAAAUCAGUAUAAUAACAUAUUCCAAAACAGGAAGAAAAUAAAUUUACUUUUUCGAAAAAAUCUUCAAGACAGAUUAGAUUCGAAGAAAUACUUAGCUGUAGGACCAUUAGAAAUGGGUGCAAUGAAAAUUAUUCAGAAUUUUCACUUAAUUAAGAAACUGUGGAUGGUUGAAAAAACGGGGACCUAUUCUCGUGAUAAAAAAAUCGGAUCCAUUCCUACCAUAUGGAGAAAAAAGCGUUUAGAAAAAAAUUGGAAAGAUGAAAUGGAAGUAACUAAUUCAAAAGGAGGGAAAAAAAACAGCCAAGGAGACAAAAGAUAUGAAAUAGAGGCAGAGGAGGGAGAAGACGAAGUUGUGUACACAUACGAACGGAAUUACUUGAAUUAUUUGUACCUAUUCAUCAUUAUCAGUUCUAUAUGCAGCGGGUAUAUAAAGAUAUACCAGAAGAAAAUAAUGUAUUGUAUAUUUUAUGUAAACAUAGGUGUGAUAACAUCAUUACUCAUAUUGAUGAACAAUUUAUUUAAAUUAUUAGCACACUCUUUGAAUUAUGUUGUAACAAAUAAUAAUUCCAAUACAGACAUUAGUGAUUAUAUAAUAUUAUUUUUAUUUAUAGAUAUGUUUGGACUAUUAAUGAUUUUAAUUUUUACAUAUAAUUGGUUUUAUCAAAAAACAUUGUGGAUAAAUAUGCACACUAUAUUUUACAAUUACAAAUAUAUUUGCUUCUACCACAGUGAAACGUAUUACAUAUAUUCGGUUGAUAAAAAUAUUGACAACAUCCUAGUUCAUAUUGAUUUAUGUCAAGAUAAAAAUAUUCAAAUAAGUUUCUGUGCAUACAUGAAUUUACAAAAGUCCAUUUUUUAUGACUAUUUCCGCCUGAACACGUUCAGAAAAAAUAAACUCAGAAUUAUUCAAAUUGACGACCCAAAAUUUGAGGUCAAAAGUACUUACAAAGGAAUGGACUCACCGAAUGACCUAACUUCUACACAGAAUGGACUAACUUCUUCACAAAAUGGACUAACUUCUGCACAGAAGGGACUAACUUCUGCACAGAAUGGACUAACUUCUACACAGAAUGGUCUAAGUUUCACACCGAACGGAAAAUGUAGUACCAGAAACCAUGAACAUGUCACACCCAAGUUCACCAGAAAACAGAAUCAUAGCUAUACCAUGAAACCAUACAAAAUUUGCAUAGAAUCUUUCAACAUGUUAAAUCCAAAUAGUGUGGAAACUACUGAUAAGGAGAGCUUAGAGAUCAAUGCUUCGCAGGUCCCAUUAACAGCAGGCCAUUUAAACACAGAAGUAGUGCUUACCAAUGCAGUACCUUCACAUUGCAAUCGUCCCUUUGAGGAUAGCGCUUACAACUCAAAUGAUGACGUAAAUGAGGAAGUACAAGUUGGGCUAGAAAAAAAUACAUCUAGUUUUAAUAGGGGCGAUGUAAGAAUAAAAAAUUCUAGCAAUGAGAAUAAUCAAAGCUGUAUAAGGAAACAAGGGAAAAAAAUAUCAAAAGGUGAUUCAGUGCAUUUUUUGGAUCAACACAAGGAGGGAGAAGUAGAAUCACAAGGAGAAGCAGAGAUGAGUGCUGUAGAAUUGUCUAGCCUUAUUUACCAUGAUAGAUGUACACAAGGAAAUGCUGGUGACAAGGGUGAUUUUGAAAAUUGCUUAAAAAAAAAGAAUCAUGAUAGUGAUUGCUUUUUGGAAAACUCGGGAAAUUUUGAAAAGGAAGAGAAAAAGAAUGUUUUAUUAAUUCCAAAUUAUGAAGAAGAGGGAGAUAUAGAUUUACACCACUGUGACGAAGAGGGAGAUAUAGAUUUACACUACUGUGACGAAGAGGGAGAUAUAGAUUUACACUAUUGUGAUAAAAAGGGUGAUAUAAAUUUACACUAUAGUGACGAAGAGGGAGAUAUAGAUUUACACAAUUCUAACGACUUUGAAUUAUCUCAUAAUAAGGAUGAAUCAAAAGUUUUGUUUAUGAAAAAAAGAAAUGAAACAUUUUACAAAAUUAAACAUAAAAUUUUGAAAAUGUAUGAAAAUAUAAAAAUAUUCCUCUCCUCUUUUACCUUUUAUUUCUUUUUUUUUAUAUUCAUAUAUGCAUUUCUUUUAUCCGUUAUGCACAUAUUUAUUAAUUACUUUUUUUAUAUUUACCUGUUUGUGUUUAAUAUAAAUAUUUAUGUCUCAAAUGUGUAUACAAUUAUUAUGACAUUCGUUUCAUUGAUAGCUAUUCCUUUUUCUGGAUAUAUCAUUGAUAACAUAGGAUCUUUCUUGUCUCUUCUCCUGUGUUCAUCAUCUUUUAUUUUAAUUGCAAUAUCUGGGUCUAUAUAUUGCUACAAGUUUAACAUGAAUUCAGAAGCCCUAGCGUUCCUCUUUUUCAACCUCAUAGGAAUAAGCGAAUCCAUCAUCCCCACAGUUAUUAUUUCUCAAAUUCCCACCCACCUAUGUGUAAAAAAUAAUGAGAACAUCACAUCAGCCUUUGCAAUAUUCGAAUUGGUAACAAUGAUAAUUAUAAGCAUAAAUAAUUACGUUUUUGGUUGUUUUCUGAUAAAAGAAGAAUAUUUAAAGGGACUGUACAUUCUCCUUUUUUUCGUCAUUCUGGUAAUCAUCCUUAUCUUCUUUUUAAUAAUCACCAUUUACCUUAAGAAGAAGCAGAAAGCACAUGUGUACAUGAGUCCAAGGAACUCUGAGCUAGCGCAACCACUCCUUUGA
Molecule: messenger RNA, 3414 nt
Organism: Plasmodium gonderi
Lineage: Eukaryota; Apicomplexa; Aconoidasida; Haemosporida; Plasmodiidae
Exons: 5
Coding region: 1-3414 (1137 amino acids)
Source: RefSeq, a predicted model, not a curated record